Molecule: messenger RNA, 2394 nt
Organism: Entamoeba invadens IP1
Lineage: Eukaryota; Evosea; Mastigamoebida; Endamoebidae
Product: type II inositol-1,4,5-trisphosphate 5-phosphatase precursor, putative
Exons: 2
Coding region: 1-2394 (797 amino acids)
Biological process (GO): phosphatidylinositol dephosphorylation
Molecular function (GO): inositol-polyphosphate 5-phosphatase activity; phosphatidylinositol-3,4,5-trisphosphate 5-phosphatase activity; phosphatidylinositol-4,5-bisphosphate 5-phosphatase activity
Source: RefSeq, a predicted model, not a curated record
AUGCGGUCGAUUGACAUCCCAAAGACAAGUCAACUUUCUAAGACAAUUACAAUGUCUUUCGAACCAAAUAAAGACAACACAGAACAACAACGCACUCGUUUUUUAUCGACAAACCCUACUUAUCCGACAAUCCCAAAAACAGAGUCUCCAACAUCUUUUGAAAAGCGUGAGUGGGUUAAGUCAACACGUGCAACCGUUAAUUUUGCGUCACCACAACGUGUUACUGCAACCAAACAAUUUCUUGCAACUUCAAAGAACACAACUGUCGAUGACACAGAAAAGGCAUUCAGCCCAACAACAAGGCCAUCAACCUCUUUUGUUCCUAUAGUGCCUCGAAUGUGGAUUGCCACGAACAAAACGCCAUCCAAAGAUGACAUCUGUAAGUUACCAGAGCUUUACAAAGACUUGAACUUGUUUGUGACGAGUCCGAGCGAGUGGCUGGAGAAGUCUGUACUUGACCAACUUCCUUUUUAUGGUGUUCCAAAGGAGUUAAAGGUCUUGGUGUGUACAUGGAACAUCAACCAAGGUGUAUUCAGUCAAGAUGUUGUUAACACGUGGACUCAAUAUAUUUCUGAAGGUGCUGAUUUGGUAUGUGCUGGUGUACAAGAACUUGACAUGUCUGUGGAUGCUUUAAUCACUGGGAAUAAAUACAGUGAAAAAGCUGACAAAUGGGAGUCUCUUCUCUUAACUUCACUUAAUAAAACAGGUAGAGACGAGUAUGUAGACAGUGGGUGGUAUCAGUUAUGUGGUGUUGUGUUGUUCACCUUUGUGAAAAAGUCGAUUAAAAGUUUAAUAACAAAGACGGGAAUUGGGUCAUGUCGGACUGGUGCUAUUGGUGGCACACUUGCAAACAAAGGGGGUGUUGUUAUAGGUUUUCAAAUCUAUGACUCGACCAUUUGUUUUGUGAACUCUCACUUAGCCGCACAUCAAGGGUUUUUAGAACGACGAAAUAAAGACUGGGAAGAGAUCUCUAAAAUACGGGUGGAGUACUUAUCGGGGGCAGAAACGACACGACUUAAUGUGUUAGAUCAUGACAUAGUCGUAUGGCUUGGUGACUUGAAUUAUCGAAUUGACUUGGACGAUCAAGAAGUCCGCAAAUUAGUCGUUGAAAAAGACUUCAACACGUUAUAUCGGAAUGACCAGCUCUACACUUCUCGUAUGAAGAAAAAGGUCUUCCACAAUUUUGUCGAGGCGCGUCUCAAUUUUCUCCCGACGUUCAAAAUCAAUCAAAACGGGGAGUACAACGACAAACGGAUUCCUUCAUGGUGUGACAGAAUUUUAUAUAAAACAGAACGACGACAUGGAGUCACAGUCGAGAAAUACAAUUCAUUUGAAUUAUACAAUUCAGACCACAAACCGGUCUCUGGGGUAUUCAAAGUGUGUUUACAACAGAUCAAUCAAGUGAAGAAGAAAACUGUUAUUGACUUCUUUAAUAAGGCAGAGGAGUGGUAUAGGAAUGUAGUAGUUCCUGAGGUGAGUGCGCCAGUCACGUACUUUGAAUUUAAAGAACCCGAAUUGAUGAAGAGUUAUAGCCAAACCCUAAGUAUUCGAAACAUUGGGAAGACGCGGAUGUACUUAGAAAUGAAAAAGUCCAAAGAAUAUGAAGACGCUGUGCAAUAUAGUUGGGUGAAGAUAGAUAUGAGCACCGACCACGUCGAUAUUACAGAAGGGAAGGAUGAAGUGUUAAUAACUGCAACCGUCAAUUACAACCAGAACAACUCGUUUUUAUAUCAAAACAAAGAAGCCUGCAAAUUUGUUUUUGAGAUCGCAGUUAAAUUUACAAAACAUGUGAUUCCAAUGAUCAUUAAAGUGUUUCCAAAACAAACAUGUGUUGGGUUGAGUUUGAACGAGUUAUGUCUUCUCAAUACACCAGUCAUAGGAAUGACGAGUAAUGUCUAUGAUAAAAGUCCAUUUUAUGUUCCCAAAGAGGUGUAUCGAAUUGUCGAUAAAAUGAAAUCUCUUCGAGAAGAUGAACUUGAAUAUUUAUUUCAAUUUGAACCAAAUGAAAAACAAUUCAACGACGUCUUACAGGCAGUCGACAACGACUUACCAUUUAGAACGGGGAUCUCUGCAAGUAGUUACUUUGCUGUUUUACUACUGAUUGUGGCGGGGUUUAAAGAUUCCUUGUUACACGAUGAUUUUUUAAGUCAAAUCCAAGUGAUGUCACAGAAUGAAGUCAUGGUGAAAAGGUAUCUAACGUAUAUGAUGUUAGAGUCACACAAGAAUCUAUAUGUUUUCUUAGUCAAAUUUAUAUCGAAUUUGAUACUCAAAGGCGUUGACAAAAACAGACUCUUAGACGUCUUUUCGAAAGUGCUGAUCCAUACACAAAAGAGCGAUACCGACCUCAUCACAUCUUGCUACAACUUCCUUGAAAAGUCUCUUCAAAUUUUGUAA